Messenger RNA from Colletotrichum destructivum, 1848 nucleotides. Its product is annotated as Putative sugar transporter, major facilitator superfamily, MFS transporter superfamily. NCBI's taxonomy places the organism in Eukaryota, Fungi, Ascomycota, Sordariomycetes, Glomerellales, Glomerellaceae. Gene Ontology annotation, molecular function: transmembrane transporter activity. The record is from RefSeq and is a predicted model, not a curated record. The transcript has 2 exons. Gene Ontology annotation, biological process: transmembrane transport. The coding region runs from base 1 to 1848 and encodes 615 amino acids. Gene Ontology annotation, cellular component: membrane.
AUGGGUUCCGAAAAGGACGUGGAGGCGGAGCCGCUGGGGGCGGCAGUGACGACACCCGCCACCGGCGCCGGCGCCCACGGCCUCCGAGGAGGAUUCUCGGACCAAGCGACGACGACAAUAACGAUGGAAAAGGGGCCUGGACAUGGACAGCGGCACCGCUUCGCCUCUGCAGAUGGCCUGGAAAAAGCACACGAGACGCGUAUGGAGAAGAGAAAGAGUUUCGACGUCGACGACGCGACGGACGGCGAGCAGCCGUCCCCGGAGGACAUCGCCGUAGAGCGCCUGCAGACGGCCCGAUCCCACGCGAGCGCACGGAGCCGCCUCUCCCGGGUCGCGAGCCUUGCCUCCCGCCGCAGGGAAGCCGACGGCCGCCCAUCCGUCGCGGCCGCCCACCACAACCACCCUCUCAGUGACCUUCCCGCCGGCCUCGUCGGCUGGGACGCCCCAUCCGACCCGGCCAUGCCCAUGAACCUGCCCCCGCGCCGUAAGUGGCUCGCCAUCUGGUUCCUCGCUGCCAUCACCUUCAUGACGCCUUUCGCCUCCUCGAUCCUCGCCCCGGCCGUCGGCCCUCUCAACGAGGACCUCGGCAACGACGACAUGACGCUCGGCACUCUGCCCGUGAGCAUCUACCUCCUCGGCUACGCCGUCGGCCCGCUCUUCCUUGCGCCCCUGUCCGAGAUGUACGGCCGCCGCCCUGUCCUCAACGCCGCCAACGUCUUCUUCUGCGCCUGCCUCGCCGGCUGCGCCCUUGCGCCCUCGCUCGCCUCCCUCAUUGCCUUCCGCUUCCUCACGGGUGUCGGCGGCUCCGGCUGCCUCGCCAUCGGCGGCGGCGUCAUCGCCGACCUGUUCCCCGUCGCCGAGCGCGGCGCCGCCAUCUCGCUUUGGAUGAUCGGGCCCCUGAUCGGCCCCACGGCCGCCCCCAUCGCCGGUGCCUACAUCGCCCAGGACCUCGGCUGGCGCUGGUCCUCGUGGGUCUCCCUCAUCGCCGCCGCCCCCGUGACCCUCAUCAUUGCCCUCUUCAACCGCGAGACCAACCCGCGCGUCCUCAUCGACCGGAAGGUCGCUCGGCUCCGCGCCGAGCUCUGCCGCCCUGAGCUUCGCAGCGUCUACGACCAUGACGACGACUGUCGUCGCCUCCCAGCGGGCACGCCCCGGCCCACGUCCUCCCAGCUCCUGGUCCGCGGCCUCGUCCGCCCGCUCAAGAUGCUCUUCCUCUCGCCCAUCCUCUUCAGCGUGAGCCUCUACUGCGCCUUCGCCUACGGCGUCCUCUAUCUCCUCUUCAGCACCAUCCCCCUCGUGUUCGCUUCCACCUACGGCUUCUCCGUCGGCACCGCGGGGCUCGUCUAUAUCCCCCUGGGUCUCGGCUACCUCAUCGGCAUGGCCUUGUUCGCCGCCCUCUCCGACCGCACCGUCGUCCGCAUGACGAAGGCCAACGGCGGCGUCUACGAGCCCGAGAUGCGUCUGCCCGACUGCAUCUACUUCGCCGCCCUGCUGCCUGUCACCUUCUUCUGGUACGGCUGGACCGCCGAGUUCGAGACCCACUGGGCCGCGCCCGUCGUCGGCCUACUGCCGUUCGGCGUCGCCAUCCUGGGCAUCUGGCAGCCCAUACAGGCCUAUGUCAUCGAUGCGUACCCGUCCUACGCCGCCUCGGGCAUGGCCGCCCUUACCGUCUUCCGCAGCGUCAUCGCGGCGUUUCUGCCGAUGGCGGGGCCACCCAUGUACGACGCCCUGGGACUUGGUUGGGGGAACAGCGUUCUGGGCUUCGUCGCCGUUGCCCUCAUACCUGUGCCGACGCUGAUUUAUCGCUAUGGAGGGCGAUUGCGCAAGUGGCAGAAGCUGAAGCUUUGA